Molecule: messenger RNA, 1947 nt
Organism: Drosophila novamexicana
Lineage: Eukaryota; Metazoa; Arthropoda; Insecta; Diptera; Drosophilidae
Exons: 2
Coding region: 470-1903 (477 amino acids)
Source: RefSeq, a predicted model, not a curated record
GUGGCUAAUAUUAAGACGCAUGCGCGCCCGCAACUUAAAUUACGAAACGCGGCGUCGAGGCUAGCGUUGAUGUCGUGUUUGCUUUAAGUUUGUAAGUUACUUUGAUCUACUUUGCCGCAGCUGCGACAGAAGACAAUGCUUUUCUUUUUGCCUUUGUGCGAGCUGUUUUUUCCACGCUCGUGUGCGUUGCUGUACCUGGCGCUUGUCGUGGAAAACACUUUCACUGCACAUGAUGAGGCAGUGACACGUCUUCGGCGUCUCUCAGCGUUGUUGUCGUGAACUUCUUGUGGGUGCUGCUGCGGCUAUGUGUAUGGAAGCGCGACCGAGCGAGUUUCUCGGUCUCGCAUGCGUUGCCGCCGAAACUGGGAGCACAUUUUCGGUUGAGCAGUGGACCAGACUGGUGGUGCUUCAUCCGAGUCUACUUGACAUAUACGUCGAACACUUCAAUGAGCAGCGUCAGUCUUAAACCAUGCCAGGAUCAGGAUCAGACUUCAUGAGUAGACCGAAUAAUUUGAUGCGCUUUGUGCUACUAAGCGCCGUACUACUACAAGCUGUUGUAAGCCAGCCCUACCAGACGCCACACCGUUGUUCGAAUCGUCUGGAAAACGCACUUGAGCACAUGCGCCGUCGCAGUGCUCAAACCAAGGAAUCCUCGCGAGGGCGUUCCCGUUCCAUGUGGGAACAACCGUUUCAGACUCCAUAUCAGCUGUAUCAUAGUUUUUAUGGACAGCAUACUGAACCUGAGGAUGAUUUCUAUAAUGUAGGCGGCAGCCCAAAUUACGGGCGUGGCUACUAUGCCAAGCACAUACGACGCAAUGGACGUCCCUAUCAGUCCGCCAGUGGAUUAAGCGGCAGUGCUCUGGAAUUUGAGGAGUUACUGUCUUCACAUCAACAAAAACAACAGCAGCAACAGCAACAUUACCAGCACCGGCAACCGCACAAAUUAGCCAUAUCGCGGGUGGAGGUUGAGGAUCUUAAGGUUAGGGUACCGCCGGCAAAGUCCUCAUCACGCUGGGUGGAGAUUGACAAGUGCAAGUUCAGCACUGAGAAUUCCACGUUGGACACGCGUCUUAUUUUUCCGGACUUAACUCUCAGUGGCAAGGUAAUCCUCCAGCCUACAGGUGGCCGUUGCAACAUGAUAUUGCGCAUGAGGCACGCAGGAAUUGAGUUUCGAACGGUGCCGUUGGGCCCAGCAUCAGCCUCGCCCUCUUAUGAGCAGUCUCGAAGGUUGGGUACCGCCUCUGUGCGCACAGAUUCGCACUUUGCAGAGCCUGGCUUUAUUUCCGUGUUUGCGCACGGCUGCCAAGGACCAAGUGGCAUCAGACUCCGCCAAAAUUCGAAACGACGGUUCGGCUACGGCGAGGGUACGGCACCACAAGUAGAAUUGGGUGAGCCACACGUAAUCUUAGGCACCUCUGGCAAGUAUCAAAAGCCAAACUACGAUAUUCGGCUGGAGCAUACUACUCAGAGAGAUCAGAGCCUGACUUUUGGCAGCAACGAGGGAUUUGGUGAUUCAACCGAGUUCUUUGAUGUGAAUGGCGACAACUUUUACCGACGGCGACAGUUGGGUAAACGGCGCCGACGGCGUCGUCGCCAUACGUUACCCACCGAUUUCUCGGAUGAAAUACAUUUCAAUGAAGACGUACUGCAUUUUGAGGAUGAGCAGCUGCAGCAGCUUGUCGAACCGGAUGCCCGUGCUUUUGCUGAUAUUUUCUCUGGCGGAAGUGGUGGCGCCAACGGCAAUCAUGAAGAGUUUGUAGGUGAUGCCAUGUCCAAUGAGCUGGAGAAACUCUUUUCGAUGGGCGUGCGAGGUUUGCUUACCACUUACAUGCAGAGAGCCCUUCAGCCGGCCAUCAAAGAGACGCUUAUGGAAAAUAUGGGCUACACGCUUAGCUACGGCUGAGAUCUGUGAUCCGCCAGGAUUUAAGUUUAUUAUACGAGUUAAUG